UCAUCUGACAGCUGGCAACCAUUCUAAAGGGGAUGACUGAAUAUAAACUCAGAAAAAAAAGAAAAGGCUCCACCUGGAUGGUUGUACUCUGACCUCACCUGGCUUACCUCUAAGGCAAAACCAGCCUUUCGCUGGCAACACACCUGCAGAGCUCUGCAAUGCAUGAGGGAGUUUACACUGGAAGGGAUUACCAAAAAAAGACUCACAAGGUGCAAGGACUGGCAACACUCACCUAAGCAGCAGCAUAAAUAAAGGGCUGUGCAAUGAAGUCUUCUCUGUAACAGUUGAACAAGCCCCGUCAUGUCAAGGAAGAGUUUGUCAGGGUGUGCAGGUUGACGCUGCCUAGUUUCGUGACAGAGACCUGUGUACAUGUGUGGGAUUCAAAUAUCCUGUAUUUGCUCGGCAAGAAAGAUGGCAUUACGCUUUUAAGCCUCACUACCUCCUGUUGAACAAAGGAGGAAAUACAAAAAGAUUCAAUCCACCACGUACCACUUAAGUCUAUCUCAACCAGAUCUUCCAAGAUGCCACUCAGAACGACGUCAUACAGAAAGCCAUCCUCUGGUCGUUGGCUCAGCAGGAAGCGCAGGGACGUGCUGUCUGUCAACAUGAUCAGCCUACCACUGGCUGAUUUCCGCCACAUCUCACAUAUUGGCAAUGACGCCCAUACAGACAGUUUCGGUGACCUGUCCUUCCUAAAAAUGGGCCACAGUCUGCUCCUACAAAGCUCCCAGAGCGAGCAAAAUCUCUUCCUGGCCUGCUCGCCGCCACCCAAGCCCCCGCGCCUCAACCUGGAUGAGGCAGAGGGUUCGGAGAGCCCCAACUGGCAUGUAAGCCAACAGCAUUCUUCUGGGCCCCAGAAGAGACAGAAAUGCAGCUCUUUGCCACUUCUGGACAUGGAAGGAGAUGGAGAGAUGGGAAUGGAGGAUGGGUACCAAAGAGAGAAUAAUGUUGCUUCCAGUCAGACCCACAGGCCUGGAUGGGGCAGCCUGAGUUCAGACAAGGAUGAAGACUCCACAGACACCUGUGACAAAACUGCUGGACAGCAAAAGGAUGAGGACACUGGCUUUUCCUUUAGCCUCGACCUGGGCCCUUCAAUACUGGAUGAUGUUCUCCAGGUGAUGGACAAACAGCACAACUAGACAAGACAGUAGCCGAAUGUCACAGGAGGGCUUUACUAAAAGUUUGGAACACGGACAGAGAUCCAACUAGAGCUGUUCUGUGACACACACUUCUGAUUUUACGGAAAAAUCAAUAUCCCGAUGUGUUCAAAUAAACUGGAAAUAUCUGAUUUUAUCAUCCCUGGGUACCAAGUAGAGACAUACGACCUAUGGAGAGAACUUUUAAUGGUUGUUAACAACUACACUGAAAAGACUGAUACACAGGAUAACAAAUUGUGUCUUUUUCAGUAACACAAUAACACAUUUCCUCUUUAAUCAGACAUCACAGAAAGCACCAGAUAUUGUGUGUACAGCACACCGUGGUCCGUAAUCACAUGGAACAUAACCUUGUUUCAAAGGUGAAACUAAGAAAAGACACCUUCACAAAGUUAAUGUUCACCUAAGACUAAAUGCUUGCAGAGGUGAAUAAAAUGUUUAAGUUAAUAAUUAAACUCUGUCCGAUGUCAAACUCCAUGCUGGACAUUUUUACCUUCUUUUCCUUCUCUCCUUUGCUAUUGAAAUCUCCCAAACCACACGGCACAGCACUGAAGACGGCUGUUAAGACUUAAGAGUGUUGUGUUUAAGAAAAGAAAAGCUGCGGCUGGAAUCCAAGGUCCUCGAGCUGUGAUGUCUUGACUCUUGGCGUGCUUGCCAAUCUAUUGUGUGCGGAGGGCAAUUUUUCCUCUGCACGCAUCCCAGAGGCCCCACUCAAAGGUAGACCAAGGUACCCCCCAUCUCUCAUUCCCAACAAUGCAGUGAAAACAAACACUUAGCUCUGUUUCCAAUAAAAGCCAGCCAGUAGUGGCAGGUUGGGCUACAGACCAAUCCAGGCCACAGGUCCAAGACCUCAGAAGAAAAAAAAAGCCAGAGUAGGGUGUUUUCUUAGCUGCAAAUCAGAGUCCGAUGCUCUGGUGAGUGGCACACGAGAAGGAAAGUGGUAAAGGGUAACGCGAUACUUCCACAUAUGCAGGGGGUGUCGAGGGAGGAGGACCAGAGACAUUCAUUACUGCAGCAAAAGUCUUGAUGAGGGUUUAAACACUACCUUCUGACCAAACAGACCUCCUCCCCGACACGUGAAAAAUAUGUGCUUGUGUCUAACAUACACUGGCACAGAAGUGAAGGGAAACACACACGCAUGCACAUGGAAGCACGCAUGGUCAAACGGAGAUCUGUGCAGACAAUCAAGGUAUACUUUCCUCAGGUCUGGAGAGGAGAGAGUCAGGGCAGAGCCUCAGUCUGGGCCUUAGCGAGGGGUUGCCAGGAAAGGCUGUGGUGCAAACCCAGAACCAGUCAAAUUCCUAAGUUCCCCACGGGUCAUGCUGCAGAAUUUAAGGACCACAAAUGUUGCGCUUCUAGCAACAGAUUUAGAAUUCUAUGUAUGUCCAAACAGAAACAGCAAUGUUUGUGGGUAUGUCUGCACUGUACGUCUGUUCUGGCAUCUCUCAUUUUAAAGUGGAUAUCACUGCCCCCCUUUUCUUGUAUAUGUUAUGACAACAACACAUUCUGAAACAUUUGUUUGCAUUGAAAAAUGUACUACUUUGUAUUUUGGUGAAGUAAAGAAAAAAAAAAGCAUCUUUCAAAUUCCGCAA
Messenger RNA from Chelmon rostratus (copperband butterflyfish), 2746 nucleotides. Its product is annotated as cdc42 effector protein 3. The transcript has 3 exons. Lineage: Eukaryota; Metazoa; Chordata; Actinopteri; Chaetodontiformes; Chaetodontidae. The coding region runs from base 522 to 1139 and encodes 205 amino acids. The record is from RefSeq and is a predicted model, not a curated record.